Symbiodinium sp. CCMP2592 is the source of this 1245-nucleotide messenger RNA. The record is from the annotation of a GenBank genome assembly. Lineage: Eukaryota; Dinophyceae; Suessiales; Symbiodiniaceae.
AUGGGCGUUCGCGGCCUAAAGACUGCCGAUCAGCCCAGAAAAGAGGGUAACUUCGGCGCCGGCUACCCCGCCCCUUCCUCGUGGUGGUCCAGCUGCAGGACCAUACAGCUGCUCCUCAGCGACCGCCUCUUCAGACUCCUCCCGCACCUAGACCAGUCGGAAGUGGUGGCCCAGUUGCGGCGCCCCUUCGUGGUGGUCCAGCUGCAGGAGCUAGGCCAGUUACAGGUGGUGCAUCGGCUUCUCAGCGACCGCCUGCGGGGACUCCUCCCGCACCUAGACCACCUGUCGGAAGUGGUGACACAGUUGCGGGGCCCCUUCGUCGUGGUGGUCCAGCUGCAGGAGCAGCUAGGCCGGUUACAGCUGGUGCAUCGGCUUCUCAGCGACCGCCUGUGGGGGCUCCCGCACAGAGACCACCUGUCGGAAGUGGUGGCCCAGUUGCGGGAGCAGCUGGUGAACCUCGACUACCUGCCGGCGAGCGGAUCUCUGAGCUUCCGGAGCUACCGUCGGAGUGGAGAGGAAGUCUCGGCCCUCAAGUCCAGUUCAUCCCAGGGCAAGGUGGACACGGUGCUUGAGAAGGCUUUCAAGUUGCGCGUGGAGCAGCUGGAAGGCGAGAAGAAAAAGCUGGCAGAGCAGCUGGAGGCUCAGAUGGUGGCCAAGACUGAAGAGCUGGAGGAGCUUCGGAAGAAGAUGCAAGAGCAGGCUUCGGAGGAGAUGAAGCUGAAGGAGACUGAGCUUCAAUCUGCCCAGCACAAACUUGAAAGUGCCGCUUCUCGACUUCGAAGGGCAAAGGAAAAGCACGACAAGUUCCGUUCCACCGUGAGGGCAGCCGUUGCCAAAUGGCAUUGCAAAACAAACUUCCUGGAGCGAAAGGCGAACAACGCGAAACAGAGGGCUGCGAAUGCCGAAGAGCUCCUGAAACGAGCACAGCUGGAGAGUGAGCUGAAGAAGGACCUGGGUCUUGCUGGCCUGGAGGCCAACUUGAAGGAGUUUGGGGUCACGUCUGCUGUGUUUCAGAAGGCGUGUGCCCAAUUCUAUGGUCUGUCCAGGAUCCUCAGCCUACUAGACGGAGCCUUCUGCAAUGAUUACGACAGCUCAGCUGCCACGAGGAACAGGGCCUGGCAGUUCGCAGGAGGCUACAGCGGCUACGGCGAGCGGAGAGCUUCCGCCAGGGGAGGAUCGCAUGGUGCCGCACACGCCUACAUCGCCGCCGACUCCUACGUCGCCGUUUUGGCGUGGGGUACCUAG